Molecule: messenger RNA, 495 nt
Organism: Cryptosporidium muris RN66
Lineage: Eukaryota; Apicomplexa; Conoidasida; Eucoccidiorida; Cryptosporidiidae
Product: MED7 protein, putative
Exons: 1
Coding region: 1-495 (164 amino acids)
Biological process (GO): regulation of transcription by RNA polymerase II
Cellular component (GO): mediator complex; core mediator complex
Molecular function (GO): transcription coregulator activity
Source: RefSeq, a predicted model, not a curated record
AUGUCUGAAACAAAUAAAUGUCAAGAAGUUGUCUCGGCAUUCCCUCCUCCUCCUCCAUACUAUAAAUUAUAUAACUCAGAAGAGACAGCAUUGGAAUCUCCACCAUGUAUAAUUGGUCCAUUUAUGUGUUUUGGGUCAAUACUAUCCUCAGAAAUAAAUAUCCCCCCAUUAGAUAGCGAUACAAGUCUAUAUAACCAAGAAAAUUCAGAUUUAAUUCAAGAACUGCGUUGUUUAAAUAGCUUAUUUCAAGAGAAUAUCCUUAAUUUGUUCAAAAAAAGUGGUCAAGGAAGUAUAGAGGUAUCGGCAAUUAAACACAUAGUUAAGAUACAUUCAAAUAUGAACCAUAUAUUGGAGAAGUUAAGGUUAAUACAAGCAUAUUAUCUUAUUAUGAAACAAUUAGAAUUACAAAUUCAAGAAAAAAAAGAGCUUAUAGAACAAAUGAGACAACUUUUAACAAAAUGUAAUGAAAAUACUAUAUCUAGUGAUAUUAUUUAA